This is a messenger RNA of Malassezia pachydermatis, 2058 nucleotides long. RefSeq lists its product as hypothetical. NCBI's taxonomy places the organism in Eukaryota, Fungi, Basidiomycota, Malasseziomycetes, Malasseziales, Malasseziaceae. The coding region runs from base 1 to 1968 and encodes 655 amino acids. The record is from RefSeq and is a predicted model, not a curated record. The transcript has a single exon.
AUGCCGUCGUCAUCUACGCCGAGUGGCAGUCACGAGCCCCCACCCUCCGGCACGCCGACGCCCUCGACACUGUCUGUCAUGCCUGGCACCACCAUCCCUGUACGUGCCUCGGAUGUGUAUACCCGCCCUGGCGCUUCGUCGCAGUAUACCAACCCCAUUGUCACGGUGCAUCGGCAUGGCGUGCGCCCACCGCCGACCACGGCGACCGACGCCGCACGUCCACCGCCUGUGGCUACCGUGCACCGCGGUACGCCACCUACGACGAGCCCCGCUCCUCCGUUUAUCAUUUCGAAUGCGCUGGCCGCAGCGAAUGGCCUCGGUCCCAGCGCACGUCGCACAUCGUUCACACCCAGCGCGGCCCCCCCGUUGGUGUCUACGCCGCCCUCGCAUACGGCUGUGAGUCCAGCGCGCGUCGGUGUCGCGGUCAGCACACCAGCGCCAGCGACGUCGCCGGCUGUGCCUAGCCCUGCGCCUGCUGCGCGUGUACCGCCGCAAAAGGACUUGGUCGGCGAAGAUCCAGAGCUGGCGCAGCAGCGCGCACGUACGCAGGAGCGCUAUCGCGCACGCCUAGCGCAGGAUCACGCACGUAUACUCUCUCCGGAUCUACAAACGCCGUUCCGCAGUUGGGACGAUAUGGUGCAGCGUUUAUUACCGUACCAUGUAUGGCACCUCCCUGAAAAAGAUCUGAUUCACGCGAUGGAGGCUACUGUCUCGUCUGCGACCAAGGAAAGCCAGGAUGAUGAUGACGACAACGAAAAUGUCACGUUUUCGGUGCCGUACAAGCGCGCACGUCUGGACACCGAGGCAUCAUCGCAAGAUACCCCUUCUAUGCGCUUAGCGCUACCGCCCUUCCCCUCGGCGACGUACACUGCCUCCGUGUACGAACGACGUGCGCAACUAGCGAAGCGCUUUGCGGCUCUUCAGACGCGAUCUGCGACAACGUACGAUCGCGCACCUUCCAUGCAGGCCUCGUUGGAGCACUGGGAACGACUGCUAUAUGAAGACGAGCUGAAGACGUUCCAGGAUCUCUCUGCAGAGCUACGUCGUGCCCGUUCUGAGCUGGAAGAGCUUGAACGACAGCGACCUGGGCGCCUGGGUCUGCCCUUGUCGAGUGUGUUGCCUGGGAGUACGUUGCCUAUGCGGGAUUGGUCCACGUCUGCUAGUCCUACGCUGCCGAUGAAACGACCGGGCGACGAUGGGACUGCCUCUGCUGCGUAUACACGUGCCUCGCCUACCAUGGCCCGCACGCCUCACGACGUUCGUCCGCCGUAUCCCUUGUCGACCUUUGCGCCGGGAACGAUGCCGGCCUAUGCAGGCAUGCCGUCACGUGGGCAGCCCGGUCCGAUGGCGUCGCCAGGCAACGCGACCUCAGCAGGGGCCCCGCCCAUCGCUGUCGCAGGCUCAUCGGGGCUCGUACGACCACCUCCGUCUCAGCCAGGUAAUGCGACGCAGGGGAUUCCAACGCAGCCUUUGCCGUUGGUCGUCCCGAUGACCUGCGUCCCACGCCUUACAGCGCUAGGCAUUCACCUCGUCCCUGCCUCGCACCUGCUUCCGGCGCUUUCUUUGGCCAGUGCAGGGCAAUCGAUUGCGAUGAACCCAGGGCUGACUGCGCCGCGGCCUGUGGUCGGCUUGCAAACGGAGCCUGUGCUGUUGGUUGGCAUCACAGAAGUGCCUCUCCCACCUACAGCGCCGCCGCCGCCGCCUGGCGCCUCUGCUGCGUCGCGGCAGCGUUUGCACUUGAGCGUGGUCUUGUCCAAGCUUCGACCUGAGCAGCUCAGUGGCUUGGCCCAGAUUAUGCAGACGGUCCAAACGGAUGACGAGGCGUCAGCCGCCUCGGCCCCUCCGCCCGUCACGUCGUCACCGUCGCCUGCACCUGUACCUGCGCCUGCACCUGCGCCUGCACCCGCGCCCGCGCCCGCGCCCACGCCCACACCACCACCACCACCGUCGUCGUCGCCCAGCAAGUAACGUAGUCCGUUGUACUAGCCAACGAUUGUACCGUACUCUGGUAGGAGAAAGAUGAUGCAAUGUAUGUACAACUACAGACAUGGUGGCUAA